UAUCAUUGAAGGCUACACAUGAUCACCAAGCUCCGUCUAACAACCCUGAAUUCCUUGGUAAGGCCGGGUGGGUCAAAAAGGCUCCUUGCAGACUGCUGGCUAGCUAUAAAGACAGCUACAUCCAUGUUGAUAAGACUGCUAUUGCUGUAUAUCAAAAUGAGGACCUCAUAAACUGCAUUGAAAGUCUUGACCUACAAAACUAUGAUAAAUGUCAUGAAUUAAAAAGCAGAUUAAUGAGGAAACACAGACUGAUCCUUAUUCGAUCGCCGAAGUCUGGAAAUGAGAUCCGUAAUAUUAAAUUCCAAGUACAGACUGAAGAGGAAAAAGAGGCUUGGAUUCAAGCCCUGAAUGAUGGGAUCAACCGAGCAAAGAACAAAGUGUUGGAUGAGGUUGCAGAGUUGUCAUCUGAAGGCAUGCUGCGCUUGGAUCUUGACCUUUUAAAUGCUGCAGUGCCGAAUGGGACAUAUGAUGCCGAUAGUGAUGACACUGACAUGCCUCGAGACUCUAACAAAUUUGUGCUUCAGUGUAAAUUCGCUGAGGGUGCAGAGAAUCUACUUGCAGAAACCCAGACUGAGUUAAAGGUCUUGAAGCUACCCAUUGAAAGUCCAUCGUCGCUUCCCAGUCACUCAAGCAGCUCCUCGAGUGAACUUGCAGGAAAUUAUCAACUGAAACAUCACACCCACCCUCCAAACCCACCAACCAAAGACAUGAAGCCUUCCUUCGUUCUUUCGGCACCAAACCAAAAGGCCGAACGUCCCCCAGACAGCAAUGAGGACACGCAACAAGAAAAUAAAAAUGAUAUAGCAAGACUACCUCAGAAAAAAUAUCAAACUCUUAUUCAUGUUGGUGAUGGUACAACUACAUGCAUAGAAGGAAUCAUUAUGGAAAAUGACAGGGCAAAAAUCAUUCCACAAAUGCCUGGUUCAAAGAUAAUGAUACCCACAGAAAGAAAGACAGUUUUUCCUCCACUAAGCCCCAACAAAAAACAUUCUCUUUCAUCUAAAUUUAACAUCCAACCUAUAGAAGACGCAACUAAAUCUCAAGAGGAAGAAGAUCAUGCUUCUUGGCUUAAAACAUUGGUUUGUUUUUCUUCCCUCUCCAAUGAUAGUUUGCUGAACGACCCCACCAAUUACAGCCAAAUGUUUUUGCCAACACCACAAGAAAAGAGAAUAAAUUCAGAUAAUGAAUGUGUAGGUUGGGUUCAACAUCUAAAUGCAAAGAGUGCAGUAACUGGACACGAAAACACAUUUAGAAUGUCUAAAACCACAGUUAGUGAUUCAGAUACAGAUGUUCUGAACAUUAGUAGCGAUGGUAAUUUGACGCAGGCAGCAGUCAGUGCUACAACAAAAAAUCAAUCUAAGGGCUCAAUGUGUCGACAAUUUAAGUCUAUGCCUCUGUCAACCAAGAUUAGAUCUGUCUCCUUUGGAGAUCUGCUGUCUGACUCAUCACAUACUAUUUCUUUGCGGUGCCAUUCAGAGGCUUUCAUGAGAAAUGAGGUUGACUUGAUCACACUUGAAAAUGAGUUGACUCUGGAAAUGCAAGAGACAAGCGAGCUAAUGAGCAGUGUGUGCCAGUCCCAUAUGGAAGGAGAAGAAGCAUCCAUACCAGGGAAUCUGCUGAUGAAGGCAAUGGAAAAACUAAAUAAGGCAGAUCAUGUCCUCAAAGAGCUCAAGGAAUUGAAACAUACAAAGACUGAGAGAAAAAAUUCCUGGUGAAUGUCAGUCAAACAAGUAACAGUUUUAAGACCACAUUGCAAUGUAUCCAUCACUUUAGCAUCCUUACUUCUACCACUCUUACACAAAAUAUCUAAUCCAAUCAGGAGAUACAAAAUACUGACAUUGGAACACACAUCCAUCCAUUUUCAUCAGGCAGUAGGCGGGUGACACCCUGAACCGGUUGCCAGCCAAUCGCAGGGAACACAGAGACGACAAUCAUCCACACUCGCACUCGGGGCCAUUUGGAGUGAUCAUUUGGCCUACCAAGCAUGUUUUGGGGAUGUGGGAGGAAACCGGAGUGCCCAAAGAAAACCCACGCAGCCACCAUGCAAACUCCACACAGGGAGGGUUGGAGGUGGAAUUGAACCAGCACCUUCCUAAGUGUUAGGCAGACGUGCUAACCAUUGCGCUACCAAGCCGCUCCUUGGAACACACAGUACCACCAAAUUCAAAUCACACAACGCACCGAAAUGGAUGCAUCCCAAGAGCAUAAUCCAGAGAAGCAAGCUGAACAGUGCUGUAAAGAAUAUGCAGCCAAGUUAAAGUUACACCUUGAGCAAGACGCUGAACCCAAUUUGCUCCCAAUGGGCCUGGCAGCACCUUGCAUUGCACCAGCCUCCCAUCGGUGUAUAUAAAUGUGUGUGUGGAUGAGGCAUUGUAAAAGUGCUUUGGAGACCAUACGGUGUCAAUAAAGCGCAAUAUAAGUGCAGUCCAUUUACCAUUCCACUAUAAUCGUAUUUCCUUUUGUUUCUGUGUGUUUCUUUACGCAACACAAUUUCUUGUAUUUUGAAAGUUAGUAUGUCAAAAAAUGAGCAUACUAAUUUUUCAAUUGUUUAUCAACGUGGUAGAGAUAACACUUUGCUACAAUGUGAAGUACUGUAGUCAGUGUACAGCUUGUGACUGUAAAUUUAAUAUCCUCUCAAACUAAGCCUCCAUUCAGUUUUUUAUGUCAAAACCACAGGCAAAAGAUGCUACUCCAUAUGUUUUCCUUUUUGCCCAAAAUAGGAGAACCAUUAAUUCUAUGUGUGAACGUAAUUACGUUAAUUACAGUUAAUUACUGGUGUCAUGGAAACUUGCAGAUUUUACAUGUACUGUUUGACUUACUCCAGUCAUGCUCCUUAUGUCUCAGUGAAUUGUAAUAAAGUAAAUCUUUGGAUCCUCAA
Molecule: messenger RNA, 2878 nt
Organism: Syngnathus typhle (broad-nosed pipefish)
Lineage: Eukaryota; Metazoa; Chordata; Actinopteri; Syngnathiformes; Syngnathidae
Exons: 5
Coding region: 234-1715 (493 amino acids)
Biological process (GO): macrophage apoptotic process
Source: RefSeq, a predicted model, not a curated record